Mandrillus leucophaeus (drill) is the source of this 1286-nucleotide messenger RNA. It is a transcript of the gene DUSP14, whose product is annotated as dual specificity phosphatase 14. Lineage: Eukaryota; Metazoa; Chordata; Mammalia; Primates; Cercopithecidae. Gene Ontology annotation, cellular component: cytoplasm. The coding region runs from base 65 to 661 and encodes 198 amino acids. The record is from RefSeq and is a predicted model, not a curated record. Gene Ontology annotation, biological process: protein dephosphorylation. Gene Ontology annotation, molecular function: MAP kinase tyrosine/serine/threonine phosphatase activity. The transcript has a single exon.
GUGGAGGAAAAUCAAACACUCUGGUCUUGCCCCCAACGAUGCAAGUGUGACUGCUGGCGUCUUCAUGAGCUCCAGAGGUCACAGCACGCUACCAAGGACUCUCAUGGCCCCUCGGAUGAUUUCCGAGGGAGACUUAGGAGGCAUUGCUCAAAUCACCUCCUCUCUAUUCCUGGGCAGAGGCAGUGUGGCCUCCAAUCGGCACCUCCUCCAGGCUCGUGGCAUCACCUGCAUUGUUAAUGCUACCAUUGAGAUCCCUAAUUUCAACUGGCCCCAAUUUGAGUAUGUUAAAGUGCCUCUGGCUGACAUGCCGCACGCCCCCAUUGGACUGUACUUUGACACCGUGGCUGACAAGAUCCACAGUGUGAGCAGGAAGCACGGGGCCACCCUGGUGCACUGUGCUGCCGGGGUGAGCCGCUCAGCCACGCUCUGUAUCGCCUACCUGAUGAAAUUCCACAACGUGUGCCUGCUGGAGGCGUACAACUGGGUGAAAGCCCGGCGACCUGUCAUCAGGCCCAACGUAGGCUUCUGGAGGCAGCUGAUAGACUACGAGCGCCAGCUCUUUGGGAAGUCGACAGUUAAAAUGGUACAGACACCUUACGGCAUAGUUCCCGACGUCUAUGAGAAGGAGUCCCGACACCUGAUGCCUUACUGGGGGAUUUAGUGCCACCGAAGCCUGCGUCAGCAGCCCGAGUGGGACCGGUGUCUGCUCCCCGCCGUCUGCUCCCUCUCCACUGUCUUCUCAAAUGGCUGACUUCUGGUUCUCCCUCAAGUGUUUUUUACACUGGGUGUUCAAAUUUAUUUUAAGAGAGAGGGAGGGAGGGGACAUAAAGGGAAUGCAUACAUUGCUAGUCACAUUUUUAAAAUUAACAUUUUGGAAUAGUGUUUAUGAAAAUCUUUAGCUUUUAAUCAUUUUUAUCAAUUUGAACAGUUUAAUAAACUGUUUGGUUCUGCUCUCUUCUGAAUCUCAUGCCUUUGGCACCUUGGUAGGUGCAGGAGGAGCUCAGUGCAAAAAUCACUUUGGGGCCUCAUUAACCCUUUAGAGACAAGCUUCGCCCCAGGCUGCUGACCAGACAGAUGCUUAGGGAAGGUUGAUACCAGCUUCAGUCUCUACUGGAUUAGCCCUACUCUUUCCUUUCCCCUCUAUUAUUUAGUGACUCUGUAAGUUAAAUACACCCUUAUUAUUUAGCUGUUAAGUAAUUAUAAUGAAAUCUGCUGCAAAAACUCUUGGAAUCCAUGUGCCCAGGAUUAUAUUAGCAUUAUUUUUAAUAAAUCUAUAUGCUUAACAU